CCUUUGACCCUCGUCAUGGCCUUUAAUUACCGCUUUGCCACUUUUCUUCCUUCUUCUCUGUUGCUCCUCCUCCUUCUCCUCGAGCCUGCCCUCGGGGCUCUGGUUCAGCAGCAACCUCUGGUCCUCAAGUACCAUAACGGUGAACUCCUCAAGGGCAAGAUCACCGUUAAUCUUGUCUGGUACGGUUCUUUCACUCCGGUUCAGCGGUCCAUAAUCGUCGAUUUCGUCAACUCCCUGGGCUUCCAACGGGCUCCUCUUCCCUCCGCCGCGUCAUGGUGGAAGACCACCGAGAACUACAAGGGUGGCUCCUCCUCGCUCGUUGGGAAGCAAGUUCUGUACGAGAAAUACUCCUUCGGGAAGUCGCUUCGUGCGAGCCACUUGGUUGCUCUGGCCUCUAAGUUCAACGAUCUUGACUCCAUUAACGUUAUUCUCACGGCGAAGGAUGUUGCUGUAGAUGGCUUCUGUAUGAGCCGCUGUGGGACGCAUGGGUCGACUCGACCCCUCAAGGGGAAGCCUCGGACUGCUUAUAUCUGGGUUGGGAAUUCUGAGACUCAGUGUCCCGGUCAAUGCGCCUGGCUCCACCAGCCUAUUUACGGCCCUCAAACGCCGCCUUUGGUGGCUCCGAAUGGUGACGUUGGAGUCGACGGAAUGAUCAUUAACCUGGCGACUCUGCUGGCCGGUACAGUUAAACCCUUUAACAAUGGGUACUUCCAGGGUCCGGCGACAGCUCCGCUCGAAGCCGUCUCGGCCUGCACCGGGGUGUUCGGGAGCGGGUCGUAUCCGGGUUAUCCGGGUCGGGUUCUCAAGAACAAGGCCACCGGAGCUAGCUACAAUGCAAACGGCGCGAACGGGAAGUACCUUCUGCCGGCAAUGUGGGACCCCCGUACAUCGACGUGUAAGACGCUCGUGUGAGGGGAUGAUCACGGACGGUAUAAGAGGGCGGAUUAAACUAUGAAAGGACCUUUUCAGACGUGGUGUACGGUUGUAGAUAUGGAUCGUAGGAACGGGAGCAGGGGAAAAUCUGCACUUUACAUGCUUUUAAGGUGCUUUUGUCGUUUUGUGAGAUAUGGGGCAAUGAUAAAAUUACAGGGGACGGGGAAUAAGAAAGGGUAUUAUGCAUAAUGGCAGGACUAUAAUAUGAAAAAUACUUUUUGUGA
Messenger RNA from Prosopis cineraria, 1157 nucleotides. Its product is annotated as protein EXORDIUM-like 2. The record is from RefSeq and is a predicted model, not a curated record. NCBI's taxonomy places the organism in Eukaryota, Viridiplantae, Streptophyta, Magnoliopsida, Fabales, Fabaceae.